Messenger RNA from Solanum tuberosum (potato), 342 nucleotides. RefSeq lists its product as uncharacterized. NCBI's taxonomy places the organism in Eukaryota, Viridiplantae, Streptophyta, Magnoliopsida, Solanales, Solanaceae. The record is from RefSeq and is a predicted model, not a curated record. Bases 1 to 342 code for a protein of 113 amino acids. The transcript has a single exon.
AUGGCGUUCGUUUUAGUAUCAGGAAAAUCCACCAAAGCACAAUUAGUAGCCAUAGCAGAUGCAGCUUCGUUGUACUGUGCUAUUUUCAUAUUGGGUUUGCUUUUAAUUAGCUCAGUGAAAGAGAAUUAUUCAACUGAUGGAGAUGGAGCCGUCAUGAAAGGGAACCACUUCCUGAGCAGACCUUGUGAUGAAAUUUAUGUGGUCAGAGAAGGAGAAACGUUACAUACGAUUAGUGAUAAGUGUGGUGAUCCUUUUAUUGUUGAGGAGAAUCCACAUAUUCAUGAUCCUGAUGAUGUUUUUCCUGGUCUUGUAAUCAAAAUCACUCCUAGGAACAGAUCAUAG